Molecule: messenger RNA, 2460 nt
Organism: Pelodiscus sinensis (Chinese soft-shelled turtle)
Lineage: Eukaryota; Metazoa; Chordata; Testudines; Trionychidae
Source: RefSeq, a predicted model, not a curated record
CAAAACAUGAUGUACCAAGCUGCCUAAUGAGAGUCCUUUUUAAUCUAUGGACUACAUUUUUUAUAAAAAAAAAAUAGAACCGAGAUGAAGGUCCAGAGAAAGAAUGAGUCAGCUCUGGAAUGUUAAUUCCUUUCACAUCAAUUGUAAGCUAGUGCCUGAGAGAAGAAUCCUAUCAUGGAGAGAGCACCACUCAAAGUUACAGUUUUACUUAGGACUAAUGAUUCCAGAAGGGCUUCGUGUAUGGAGUUCCUGCCUUGGAGGUAGCAGAAUAUUCAGCAGAAGAAAAGAUGAAAAGGAGUAUGCACUGAAGCAAAUUGAAGGUACAGGGAUAUCGAUGUCGGCCUGUAGAGAGAUUGCACUUUUACGAGAAUUGAAGCAUCCCAAUGUGAUUGCAUUACAGAAGGUUUUUCUUUCUCACAGUGAUAGAAAGGUUUGGCUGCUGUUUGAUUAUGCCGAACAUGAUUUGUGGCAUAUUAUCAAGUUUCACCGUGCCUCAAAAGCAAAUAAAAAGCCCAUGCAGUUGCCAAGAUCCAUGGUUAAAUCACUGCUCUACCAGAUCCUUGAUGGAAUCCAUUACCUCCAUGCAAACUGGGUGCUUCACAGGGACCUAAAACCAGCAAACAUUCUGGUAAUGGGAGAAGGUCCUGAAAGAGGAAGAGUCAAAAUAGCUGACAUGGGUUUUGCCAGAUUGUUCAACUCGCCUCUGAAACCUUUAGCAGAUUUGGAUCCAGUUGUGGUAACAUUCUGGUAUAGAGCUCCAGAACUGUUACUUGGCGCCAGACAUUACACAAAAGCAAUGGAUAUAUGGGCAAUUGGGUGUAUAUUUGCUGAGCUAUUGACUUCAGAACCUAUUUUUCACUGUCGUCAGGAAGACAUCAAAACAAGCAAUCCUUUUCAUCAUGAUCAGCUAGAUCGCAUUUUUAGUGUAAUGGGAUUCCCAGCAGAUAAAGACUGGGAAGACAUAAGGAAGAUGCCAGAAUAUCCCACACUUCAAAAAGACUUUAGGAGAACAACGUAUGCCAAUAGUAGCCUCAUAAAAUACAUGGAGAAACACAAAGUCAAGCCUGACAGUAAAGUUUUUCUUUUGCUUCAAAAGCUUCUUACCAUGGAUCCUACGAAGAGAAUUACCUCAGAGCAGGCUUUGCAGGAUCCCUAUUUCCAGGAGGAUCCAUUGCCUACAUCAGAUGUAUUUGCUGGUUGCCAGAUUCCUUAUCCAAAACGAGAAUUCCUCAAUGAGGAUGAACCUGAAGAGAAAGGAGAUAAGAAUCAACAGCAGCAGAAUCAGCAUCAGCCACAAGCUGCACCCCAAGCAGCACCUCAGCAACAGCAGCAGCAACAGCAGAACAGUACCCAGACAAAUGGGACUGCAGGAGGAGGUGGAACAGGAGGAGGAGGCACUGGGGCAGGACUCCAGCACAGCCAGGACUCCAGCCUCAAUCAGGUGCCUCCAAAUAAGAAACCACGCAUAGGGCCUUCAGGCACUAACUCAGGCGGGCCUGUCAUGCCUACAGAUUAUCAGCACUCCAGUUCACGCCUGAGUUACCAAAGCAACAUUCAGGGAUCUUCUCAGACCCAGAGUACAAUGGGCUAUUCCACAUCAUCUCAACAGAGCUCUCAGUAUCAUCAGUCUCAUCAGUCCCAUCGGUACUGAGACCUAAUAGACUAUAUUUAGAAAGGAAUGGACUAAAAGGCAAAAGACUCCAGCAAUAUGAAGUUCCUAACAAUGAGAAGAACCAAAAAUGCAAACUGUGAUACAAAUUUAAAAUUCACAAUUUUAAAAGGAAAACUUUAUUUACUGAAGAUUUUGUUUUUCAAUGACACUGUUCCUUCUUUAUUGCCAUAAAGGAGAUUCUUGUGAAGUUGCCCCCCACACUUCCCUCGCAUGUGUUCCAUUGUGGUUACUAUAAUGAAACCGUCUGAUCUGAACCCAGCACUUAACUUCUUUAACUUUUGGAAUUUUUGAAGGAUUCCUGGUGCACCUUUUUCAUGCUGUAGUAAUCGCCAUAAAUCUAUCUUUUCAAAUCUCUUUAAUGGGAUUUUAAAGUUUUAAAAUCUUGAACUCCCAGGCUUUCAAGCUUGUAUAUAGUUAGUUUUAUACUAGGCAAACCAGUUUAGCUAUACAGGUAUAAUGCACCUUUUUAAAGCACUAUGUUUUUUUUCACGGGAUAUUACUGUUUUCCUCAUGGAUGUCAAGAACAGCAAAUUUUACUGUUCCAGAGUAUUUUACUAUUCUGUUUAUAUUAUUCUAGUUUUCAGGCAAGGUCUUAGGAGGGAAAAACAAACAAACAAAAAACCAACCCAGGUCUCUGCAGCAGCUAAUGUGCUUCAUGGUACUGGAGUGAACACCAGACAAAAGAUUGUGAAUGUUUCUUAAAUCUUUCUUAUUGAAUCCCAUGCAUAUUAUCCCCAUGUUCAGAGUAGUGGUGGAUAAAGCAUUAUUUCAUACUACUUACAUGAAAA